AUGAACGCGUACGCGUUGCGCGUCGGCCGUUUUCUGGCUUUCCUUAGCAUGUUUCGCUCGGCGGCCCCGGCCGUGGCAGGCGAGAACGGUAGGCCUGCCCAAGUCGUACACCACCCGUCGCGGGCGACUGGGCUCGCUGCAUACCCGUUCCGACUAAAUAUGUACACGGUACCACCGGUGCAGGAUAUUACUGUCGAGGAAUUUGAGCAGUGGGCGUUGGAUCGGCUGCACGUCUUAGCUGAAAUUGAAAAUGCGUCGGCGCGCAACCAAGCAUGGCCUGAGACCAAAGCCCUUAUUGAGAAGCGCAUGGGCGAAUAUAUGCCUCUGCGCUCGAAUGCCGUGGCGCAGUCCGGCACGACAACGACGUCCUCCGCCAAGUCCAAGGAACUGCUGGCCGAGCGCCACAAAGACCACGUCUCCCACUUCGUCCUACGCCUUGCGUUUUCACGCACGGAGGAACUGCGCAGACGAUUUCUUUACGCGGAAACGACAUUGUUCCGAUGGAAGCUCGAGACAGAGCACAUCGCUGAACGCGAGGCGUUUCUGCGUUCGCAAGACUUUGUGUGGCGCAUGGUAUCGCCCGACGAGCAGCGUCGCUUCCGCGAGCAACUGCUGGCCGUACACCCGCGCCUGGCCUCGUCGUUCGACGCAGAGUCGUUCGUCCAGGUGCCAUGGCACCGCGUACCUGAUCUUGUCGAAAAGCGCCGCGUGUUUGUCCACAAAGGCACCGCAUGGAUCCCCACCAAGGAGCAGUCAAGUCUGGUGCUGGCCGAGUUCCAGAGCCAUCUGCAGUCGCAGCUGGAGCUGACAGCGCGUGCGCUCCCACGCCUCGAUGAAGACGAUCGCCUGAUGCCUGUGCUCGAGCAUCUGACGAUGGGCACGAUCCUCGGUGCAUCGACGGAAUACGCGACAAGUGCGCUGCUGAGCUCCGACGGCGAAACUUUGGCGCUUACCGCGAAUAUGAUCGAACCCCUCGUGCAGCAGCAUGCGCCGCUGUGCAUGCGCCACUUGCAAGCGACGCUGUCCAAGACGCAUCACUUGCGCCACUAUGCACGACUGCAGUACAAUCUGUACCUCAAGGAGCUGGGCCUGCCUGUCGAAGAAGCCCUGCUAUUUUGGCGCCGCUCAUUCAGUACGAUGAGCGACGACAAGUUUGCGAAGGAGCACCGCUACAAUAUCCGGCACGGCUACGGUCUGGAGGGCCGUCGCCUCAGCUACCCGGCCAAGAGCUGUGCGCGUAUCAUAACUCAGGACCAGCCCGGCGGCCAGGACACGCAUGGCUGCCCCUUUCGCCACUUUUCUGCGGCGAACCUCUCUGCUGCGCUGGCAGCACACUAUCAUCUCUCGCCGCAGGAACAAAACGACAUUGUCGCGGCAGCUCAGGCCGGGCAUUAUCAGGUCGCAUGCACUCGUGUCUUUGAGCUCACACACCGGGCGCAGGGCGUCCGGGCGGGCGAUGGCCUCGGCCAAGGCGAGAAUGUAUCGCAUCCGAAUCGAUACACCGAGGCGAGCUGGCGCCUCGCGCAGUCGUCGACAGCGGGUGAUAUGUAG
Molecule: messenger RNA, 1551 nt
Organism: Malassezia restricta
Lineage: Eukaryota; Fungi; Basidiomycota; Malasseziomycetes; Malasseziales; Malasseziaceae
Product: DNA primase large subunit
Exons: 1
Coding region: 1-1551 (516 amino acids)
Biological process (GO): DNA replication, synthesis of primer
Cellular component (GO): alpha DNA polymerase:primase complex
Source: RefSeq, a predicted model, not a curated record